This is a messenger RNA of Recurvomyces mirabilis, 420 nucleotides long. RefSeq lists its product as uncharacterized. NCBI's taxonomy places the organism in Eukaryota, Fungi, Ascomycota, Dothideomycetes, Mycosphaerellales, Teratosphaeriaceae. The coding region runs from base 1 to 420 and encodes 139 amino acids. The record is from RefSeq and is a predicted model, not a curated record. The transcript is spliced from 4 exons.
AUGGCCACCCCAUGGACGGAAGCCGAGAAGCUCGGUCUCCUCUUCCAGAUCAUCGAGAAGGCCGGUACGAUCCCAUGGAGCGAGCUCACUCUCCCGGAAGGCCGUACUCAGAAAGCCUGUUCGGUAAUGGUUGACAAGGAGAAGCAGAAGGUCAAGAAAGCUCGUCUUGCAAAGGAGAAUGGGGAGGAGCCUGAGGCCGAUGCUACACCGAAGCCAAAGAAGCGCGCUGGUGGCAAGAAGGAUGCUGAGGGUGAUGAGGAGGAAGAUGGCAGUCCUAAGAAGAAGGUCAAGACCCCGCGCAAGAAGAAGACGGCCGUCAAGGCUGGCAAUGAUCAGGUCACUGACGAAAAGGAGAGCGGUGCUAGCGAGGAGGGCUUGCGGAGUCCUGUCAAGGGCGAGCCGGUCGAGGAGGAUUUCUAA